Umbelopsis ramanniana AG is the source of this 515-nucleotide messenger RNA. RefSeq lists its product as uncharacterized. Lineage: Eukaryota; Fungi; Mucoromycota; Umbelopsidomycetes; Umbelopsidales; Umbelopsidaceae. Bases 183 to 425 code for a protein of 80 amino acids. The transcript has a single exon. The record is from RefSeq and is a predicted model, not a curated record.
CGAGUUCUUUACCCUUCGCAAAGUUUUACAGUUUCAUCAUUUACUUCAUGCUCGUUAUGGUUGCCAAGAGGAGGUUGGAGAGCAUUGUUGUAGCGUGGUGGGCUGGUCAUGUUUUUCGGGGUAUUUUUUAUGGCCUUUGAAAUGGUUAGCUUUGCAAGAGUGAUCUCGCUCCCGGCUCUUUUAUGGGCAACAGGAUGGAUGUCUACAGCUUAACGGCCAUUGUAUUCGUCUCCUUUACUUCCUCUGUUGGGACAUUCACCACUUUACAAAUCAAAAAAGAAAAUAAAUAUUUUACUAUGACCUUUCUGUCACUCGCCGAAAAUUUUUCAUACCCAUCAAUAAAGCAAUGUCAUCUAAUCCAAAUUUAUGUCCGUAUUAAACAACAUAUUCCGCCGCUGCACAACCAUAUAACUUCAAUACUCUGAUUCAAAAUGUGAAGGAUUCAAGAAUAUUAUAUUGAAAUCUGUUUUUUCUUUAAUAAAAAGGCAAGAAUUACAUCUGAAAUAUACAAUGAC